Molecule: messenger RNA, 1098 nt
Organism: Archocentrus centrarchus (flier cichlid)
Lineage: Eukaryota; Metazoa; Chordata; Actinopteri; Cichliformes; Cichlidae
Gene: mdkb
Product: midkine b
Exons: 5
Coding region: 134-595 (153 amino acids)
Molecular function (GO): growth factor activity
Source: RefSeq, a predicted model, not a curated record
GAGGCUGUGUGUGUGUGCGUGCGUGCGUGCGUGUGUGUGUGUGUGAGGGGUUGUUCAGGAGCUGCAGCUGAAGCAGCGACAGAAGGCGACGACUCCACAGCUCGACCGGCUGCUCCUCUUCAGCCCCACAAAAAUGCGAAGUGUGUUCUCAGUGACUCUGCUGCUGCUCCUGGCCCUGACGCUCACCGCAGAGGCCAGCAAAAAAGCCAAAAAUCACAAAGCAGGUAGGCAUGAGAAGUCCCGGCCGGCCUCCGAGUGCUCCCCCGCAGAGACGCACUACGGGAAAUGCAUACCUGAACACGGAGACUGCGGGGACGGCCUGAGAGAGGCAACCUGCAAAGAUCGCACCGACAAGAUUCACUGCAAGAUCCCCUGCAACUGGAAGAAGGACAUCAGUCCAAAUGUUCUUUCAGGUGACUGUAAGUACAAGUUUGGGCCAUGGGGAGCUUGCGAUGCCACCACCAACACCAAGACCCGGUCGGGAACGCUGAAGCGAGCGCUGUUCAAUGCCAACUGCCAGUCCACCGUCAAGGUGUCCAAACCCUGCCCCCCCAAAGGCCCAAAGAAGACCAGAGGGGACAAGAAGUCAAACUGAAGGAUGAAGCACGACAGAAGACGGCGAGAUUUCCUCCUCAACAAUCGUCUUCACACACACACACACACACACACACUACACACACACACACACACACACACACACACACACACACACACACACACACAAACCGAGAGACUCCUCCAAAACACUCCACCUUUCCUUUCUUGAUUCCUGGUUUCUCAUUUGAUGUUUUUCUGGAUUAAAGCUUUUCCGAUGCUGUCCCACUAGGUGAUGAGAAUAAUCCUCGUAGCUGAUAGUUUGUGUUAACCGUUACACUCAGAUAGUCCUAAAGCUUGUACAGUAGCUGAUCAUGAAUUUAAACUAAACUGGAUGCUCCAGCGUGCCCCUCAUUGGAGCGUUGGGAGGUUUGCUCUUAGGCAAGUUAGUUUUAAAGAAUCUGAGAAAAUCCUCUAUGAAAUCUAUUUUUUAAACUAUAGAUAAUUGUCACUGCAGGAUGGAACUGUACAAAUGAGCAAAAUAAAGACUGUACAUUGCUUUGG